UCUUUCCCAAUCUCUUCCAUUAUCUUCACAAACCUCCUUCUCUUCCUCUUGUUCUCAUCUCUAAACUUUGUUGAUGAUAUAUAGUGCCAAUAUGUGCACAAACAAGAAGAUGAAGCCACCUCAUUGUGUUGAAGAAGAUGAAGAAAGAAACACAAGUGAUGGUGAGGAACCAAAGUUGCAAAAUGGAUCCAUUCUUUGGCCAUGCAUAGGAGAGGUUGUUGAGGAGCUCACAUCUUUAGCACAGAUUGUAUGGCCAAUAAUUGUCACAAGUUUCCUACUUUACUCAAAGUCAGUAAUUUCUAUGAUUUUUUUAGGCAGACUCGGCGAAGCAGAGCUCGCCGGAGGCUCGCUUUCGAUCGCCUUUGCGAACAUCACCGGUUACUCCGUGCUUAAAGGUUUAGCCAUGGGCAUGGAGCCAAUCUGCGGUCAGGCUUACGGCGCGAAACGCUGGGCCAUCCUUAGCCUAACCUUUCAGAAAACAUUGCUGCUGCUUCUUCUUGCUGCAAUUCCCAUUACUUUUCUUUGGCUAUACAUGGAGCCAAUUCUGGUGCAUUUAGGCCAGGAUUCAUAUAUCACUUCAAUUGCCAAAAACUACAUUGUUUUCUCCUUGCCUGACCUGUUUGCACAAGCACUGUUACAUCCAUUAAGGAUCUUUCUCAGAACACAGAGCCUUACAGGGCCUCUGACUCUUGCUGCAACGUUUGCGCUCCUGCUUCAUGUGCCGAUUAAUUACGUUCUCAUCAGUUACUUGGGGUAUGGAAUCAAAGGAGUGGCUUUAGCUUCAGGUUUGAACACUAUGAUCAUCAAUGUUGGUCUGGUUUUGUAUCUAAUGUACUCGAGCAAAGCUCUGAAGCCGUGGUCGGGUUUAUCGCUUGAGUGUUUAAAGGGAUGGAGCAGGCUUGUGGCGCUUGCUGCGCCGAGUGCUGCUUCAGUGUGCUUGGAGUGGUGGUGGUAUGAAGUCAUGCUUAUUCUUUGUGGUUUGCUGGGGGAUCCGCAAGCCAGUGUCGCGGCAAUGGGGGUUCUGAUACAGACAACCGGGUUGAUCUAUGUGCUGCCAUCGUCGCUCAGCAUUGGGAUUUCUAUACGGGUUAGUCAUGAGCUUGGUGCGCACCGGCCGGGCAGAGCACAGCAAGCGACACGUGUUGGUGUGGCGCUUGCUGUUGCGUUUGGGAUCUCUGCUUUUGUGUUUGCUGGUAGUGUGAGGGGAGUGUGGGGAAAGAUGUUUACCGGAGACUUGGAGAUACUGAGGUUGACGGAGAUGGCAUUGCCGAUAGUUGGGUUGUGCGAGCUUGGGAACUGCCCACAGACGGCCGGGUGCGGUGUGCUGAGAGGCAGUGCAAGACCGACAGUAGGUGCAAAUAUAAAUUUUGGGUCGUUUUACCUAAUAGGAUUGCCCGUGGCCGCGAUGGCAGGGUUCAGGUUCAGGCUGGGAUUCCUCGGCCUGUGGCUUGGGCUGGUGGCAGCACAGGCAUCAUGCGCUUGCUUCAUGCUGUACACUGUCUGGCGCACUGACUGGAAAGCCCAGGUGGAGAGGGCGAAGGAGCUGACUGGAGAUGAGACCGGAGAGAAGGGUGAUCUUGAAGCCGGUCUCCUCGUCAGUUGACAAGAUCCUGAGAACAAAACAAUGAUCUGCAGCAAACAAGCAGCUAGUUUAACUGGUGAGAAUACAGC
This is a messenger RNA of Dioscorea cayenensis subsp. rotundata (Guinea yam), 1671 nucleotides long. Its product is annotated as protein DETOXIFICATION 53-like. Bases 74 to 1603 code for a protein of 509 amino acids. Gene Ontology annotation, molecular function: antiporter activity; xenobiotic transmembrane transporter activity. Gene Ontology annotation, cellular component: membrane. The record is from RefSeq and is a predicted model, not a curated record. Lineage: Eukaryota; Viridiplantae; Streptophyta; Magnoliopsida; Dioscoreales; Dioscoreaceae. The transcript has 2 exons. Gene Ontology annotation, biological process: xenobiotic detoxification by transmembrane export across the plasma membrane.